ACUUGUCAAACAGCAAUCCCACAACGUGUAUCCGACAAAUUCCAACUUGUAAAUAUCCACACUUUUUCGCUUUAAAAAAGCGUACUUUAAGUUAAAAAUGAGCACAAUACUUGAAAAAAUCGCCGCCAUCGAGCAAGAGAUGGCCCGUACUCAAAAAAACAAAGCCACAGCUGGGCAUUUGGGUUUACUUAAAGCCCGCCUGGCCAAACUCCGUCGCGAAUUGAUUACCCCCAAAGGCGGCGGGGGCGGCACAGGUGAAGGGUUCGACGUAGCGAAAACCGGCGACGCUCGAGUAGGUUUCGUCGGUUUUCCCUCCGUCGGUAAAUCCACCCUCCUCAGCAACCUGGCGGGCGUCUACUCGGAAGUCGCCGCCUACGAGUUCACCACGCUCACGACCGUCCCCGGCUGCAUCAAGUACAAGGGGGCUAAAAUCCAGCUGCUGGAUCUGCCGGGGAUUAUCGAGGGGGCGAAGGACGGUAAAGGCAGAGGCCGGCAGGUGAUCGCAGUGGCUCGGACGUGCUCGCUUAUUUUCCUGUGUUUGGAUGUGUUGAAGCCGCUGGUUCACAAGAGGCUGAUCGAGCACGAGUUGGAGGGGUUCGGGUUGAGGCUGAAUAAGCAGCCGCCGAAUAUCUACUUCAAGAAGAAAGAUAAAGGGGGGAUUAAUUUGAAUUGCAUGGUGCAGCAGACGGAGCUGGAUUUGGAUACGGUGAAGUCGAUUUUGUCCGAGUAUAAAAUUCAUAAUGCGGAUGUUACAUUGAAAUAUGACGCGACAAGUGAUGAUUUGAUUGAUGUGAUUGAGGGGAACCGGAUUUACGUCCCUUGUAUUUAUAUACUUAAUAAGAUUGACCAGAUUAGUAUAGAGGAGUUGGAUGUUAUUUAUAAAAUUCCGCACUGCGUUCCAAUUUCGGCUCACCAUAAAUGGAAUUUCGACGAUUUGUUGGAGAAAAUGUGGGAGUAUUUGAAGUUGGUUAGAAUCUACACUAAACCUAAGGGUCAACUUCCGGAUUAUAAUGCACCUGUAGUGUUACAUUCUGAUCACACGUCUGUAGAAGACUUUUGCAAUAAGUUACACAGAAGCAUUGCUAAAGAAUUUAAAUAUGCGUUAGUUUGGGGCUCUUCAGUCAAACACCAGCCUCAGAAAGUAGGUCUUGAACAUAUUCUUGCAGACGAAGACGUUGUUCAAAUUGUGAAGAAGGUUUGAGUUUCUCAUAUUGAGACAAAGAGGGUGAAACGUCUGAUAAAUCUGCUACGUGGUGGAGAGCUCGUAAUUAUUUUUAAGAAAUAAAAUAUCAACCAGUAAAA
Zophobas morio is the source of this 1302-nucleotide messenger RNA. RefSeq names its product GTP-binding protein 128up (gene 128up). Gene Ontology annotation, molecular function: GTPase activity; GTP binding. The record is from RefSeq and is a predicted model, not a curated record. Bases 98 to 1201 code for a protein of 367 amino acids. Gene Ontology annotation, biological process: cytoplasmic translation. Lineage: Eukaryota; Metazoa; Arthropoda; Insecta; Coleoptera; Tenebrionidae. Gene Ontology annotation, cellular component: cytoplasm. The transcript has 4 exons.